GCUCCGCCUCCCAAAAAAUUUCCCCUAAAACCCUAGUUCCCAUGGCCUCCGACGCCAAGCCCGGCUCCCCCCCGCCGCCCGCGGAUCCCCCCGCCGCCGCCGCCAAGGACGAGGAGAAGGAGGACGCCGGGCCCAAGGAGGAGGAGGGGGAGGGGGAGGGGGAGGGGGAGGAGGAGGAGCCAGAGCCGGAGCCCGGGCGGAAGCGGGGGCGGCGGAAGAGGAAGGGGGAGGCGGAGGCGGGCAAGCCCGCGCCCGCGACCCCCGCCGUCGAGCGGCCCUCCAGGGAGAGGAAGACGGUCGAGCGCUACUCCGAGCUCGCCCCACGCGUCACCCCCGCCAAGAAGUCCCCCGCCAUCCUCCAGGGAUCUGGAUCGAAGCUGAAGGACAUUCCCAAUGUUCAAUUCAAGCUGUCCAAAAGAAAGGUGGAUGAGAAUCUCCAAAGUCUUCAUGUUUUAAUGUAUGGAAGGAAGUCAAAUGUCCAUUUCUUGAAGAGAAACAUAUCCCAAUUUUCUGGUUUUGUUUGGACUGACAAUCAGGAAAAACAAAGGGCCAGGAUAAAGGAAAAGCUUGACAAAUUUAACAAGGAAAAGUUGCUGGAUUUUUGUGAAAUCCUUGAUAUCUAUGUUUCCAGAGCAACCACAAAGAAGGAGGAAGUUUCUGCUAAACUGUUGGAAUUUUUGGAGUCACCUUGCAUCACUAGAGAGGUGGUUCUGACUGAUGAUAAGAAAGGGAAGAAACGUGGAAGGAGGUCUAAAGGAAACGGCCAGACAACUGCUGAAGGUGCUUCUGAAGUGAAGAAAAGGAGAAAGAGUCGAAAACAAUCAGCUGAAUCUGCUAAAGAGAAUGAUGAUGAAGAUGAUGAGGGUCCUGCUGGUUCUGAGGAUGUAUCAAUGGGCGAGGAAGAUGAUGAGGAUUCUGAAGCAAAAGAUAAUGCUGGGAGUGAUGAAGAACCUGAUGAGCCUCCAGCCAAGAAAAAGCCAACAGAUGAUAAACAAACAAAGAAGGCAAAAGAAAAUGAUGCAUCUGGCAAGAAGGCUUCUACAAAACCUGCAAAAGGUGUGACAAAGCCUUCUCAAGACACUGAAGAUGAGCCAGAAGCUGAGUUAGAAAGUAAAAGAGCUGGGAAAAAGGUCUCAAAGAGUUCAAAGGAGAGUGAUGUUACUGUAGAUAAAGCCAGCAAGAAGGUUACUAAAUCCAAAAAGGAUGAAGGAAAAGAAGGCCAGAACAAUAAUUCUGGUGUAUCUAACAAUAAGGCACGGAAGAAGGAUAUUGCCAAGACAACCACUAAAAAUAAAGGAAAGGGAAAAGGCAGUACAGAGGCUGGGGCUGCUCCAACCACUGAAGAGCUGCAUGCUGUUGUUAGUGACAUAUUGAAGGAAGUGGACUUCAAUACUGCAACAUUGGCAGACAUUCUUCGACAAUUAGGUACUCAUUUUAAGAUGGACCUCAUGGAUAGGAAAUCAGAGGUGAAACACAUCAUCGAGGAAGUAAUAAAUAGUAUGUCUGACGAUGAGGAAGGUGAGGAAGAAAAUGCUGAAGAAGAUGCAGACAAAAAUACUAAAGAUGAAAAUUCGAAGGAAGAUGGUGAUGAGAAGUGAUUCAGCAGACCAGAUGUGAUGAUCACUUAUGUUAGUGUUAUGGAUUGCAGGACUUUCAUGCCCAACACUACCGUUUGGGCAGUGUUCGGUCUGUACAAUGAGGGCACCGCAACAACGAACUGGUGACCUGGGUAGUACAAGGUUGUUAACAAUUUGAUAGCCACACACACCUAGUUGUUGUGCUUGACUUUUGUAGUGACUUGUAGUCUAGUUGCUGGUCAUGUACAAUAGCUGUGCUGUUAUAACUUUGCUUAGGUAGCUAGUCCCUGACUGUAAUAUGCAGAAUAAUUCUUUGCCUGUUCCUUCCAUUUAUCCAUGUAAAACAGUGAAUUUGGCAUUUUUGGUUCGUGUGUCAACUCUUAUCUGCC
Molecule: messenger RNA, 1966 nt
Organism: Oryza brachyantha (malo sina)
Lineage: Eukaryota; Viridiplantae; Streptophyta; Magnoliopsida; Poales; Poaceae
Product: protein DEK
Exons: 11
Coding region: 42-1598 (518 amino acids)
Biological process (GO): regulation of double-strand break repair; chromatin organization
Cellular component (GO): nucleus
Molecular function (GO): histone binding; DNA binding
Source: RefSeq, a predicted model, not a curated record